Messenger RNA from Mesocricetus auratus (golden hamster), 5208 nucleotides. It is a transcript of the gene Marchf8, whose product is annotated as membrane associated ring-CH-type finger 8. The coding region runs from base 344 to 2056 and encodes 570 amino acids. Gene Ontology annotation, cellular component: lysosome; late endosome membrane; cytoplasm. Gene Ontology annotation, biological process: antigen processing and presentation of peptide antigen via MHC class II; protein polyubiquitination; immune response. The transcript is spliced from 8 exons. Gene Ontology annotation, molecular function: zinc ion binding; ubiquitin protein ligase activity; MHC protein binding. Lineage: Eukaryota; Metazoa; Chordata; Mammalia; Rodentia; Cricetidae. The record is from RefSeq and is a predicted model, not a curated record.
GCGCGGUGGUCGCGGCCCGGGGGAGGCCGCGCGCAGCGGGGCGGAGUCCGGUCAUCCGAUCCGCCGGCGACCUGAGGCCUCCGGCGCGCUCAGGUGAAGUCUUUCCCGGACUGGGCUGUGAGGGCGUGCACCCAGCAGCCCCUCCUGCCUUUGCCCCUGCUUCUGUUUCUACAUCCGAGAUGGAAGUGUGGACUCCUGCUCUCUAAGUGCCUGACGUGGCGUCGGGAGAGUCCUGCUUAAGCAGAAGCGCAGGAGGGAAGUGUAGCUUGAAGUCAAUGGCCCAAAAUGACUCUGCUAGUGGAAACUCACUUCCGUAAGGAGAAAGACCAGGCCAGAGGCUGGGAUGAGCGUGCCACUGCACCAGAUCUCUGCCAUCCCAUCACAGGACGCCACUUCCACUAGAGUCUACAGAAGCAAGACCAAAGAUAAGGAGCGGGAGCAGAAUGAGAAGACUUUGGGACAUUCCAUGAGUCAUCCAAGCAACAUUUCUAAGGCUGGGAGUAGUCCUCCAUCCACGGCGGCUCCAGUGUCUUCCUUCUCUCGUACUUCUGUCACACCAUCCAACCAGGACAUCUGCAGUUCCAGUGCAGGGUUUUCUGAGUGUUGUCACUACAGUCCCGUGCAGUCUGCUGUUGUCUUGAAAGCUCCUCCAGGCCAGAGUUCUCUGACACAAGGGCUCACUGUGACAGUUAUCUGUAAGGACACAUUACAGGCAUCAAAGAGAAAUCCCUUUGGUUCAGACUGGGACCAAGCCUCGAGGCCUGCUAAGAACACUAAGGCCAGAAGAUCCCUCAGAAUCUCCAAGUCACUAAGUGAUGUGGGUGAGAAGACCCAGGAUACUUUGGAAAGCUUUGACUAUAUGGAAAGAACUUGCUCCGAAGGGAAAUUGGUGCUUCCUCAAGGUCCGGCUCUCAAAAAGAACAGGCUCCGUCUUAAAACAAAAAGAGCAGAGCACUGCCCACCCCUCGACCAUUCCAAACACUCCCAUGUCAUAUCCCUUUCUCCCAACCAUUCAGCUGCCUCAAAGAGGGAAGUUGGCAAGGGGAGCGUACGCAUUCCACUCUUGGAGGAGAAAGCUGAUGGUGAGGCCAGGUUAAGAAGCCAGCGAUUGCUCCGGUACCUGUUCUCACUCUCCCGUGGCUCAAGUGCCAGUAGCCUGCAUAGGUUCCAUGAGCUGGAGAGCCAUGCCAGCCAUUUGCACACUGCCAAGUCCUCCAGCUGGCUGGCAGGAAGCACAGACUUCUGUUCUGAUGAAAUGGGAGAUGACGACGUCUUCGAGGAUGCAUCAUCUGCCAAACUGAAGAGCAGGGUCCUGCGGGCGCCCCUCUGCUCAGUGGAGAAGGACAGUGACCUGGAUUGUCCUUCUCCGCUCUCUGAAAAAUGCACCCCCAUCUCUCCCGUGUCCACCUCAGGGGAUGCCUGCAGGAUCUGCCACUGUGAAGGAGAUGAUGAGAGCCCUCUGAUCACCCCCUGUCACUGUACAGGAAGUCUCCAUUUUGUGCAUCAGGCUUGCCUGCAGCAGUGGAUCAAGAGUUCUGACACACGAUGCUGUGAGCUCUGCAAGUACGAGUUCAUCAUGGAAACCAAGCUGAAACCUUUGAGGAAAUGGGAGAAGUUGCAGAUGACUUCCAGUGAGCGAAGGAAGAUCAUGUGCUCAGUAACAUUCCAUGUCAUUGCUAUCACCUGUGUGGUCUGGUCCUUGUAUGUGCUCAUUGACCGCACCGCAGAGGAGAUCAAGCAGGGUCAGGUGACAGGAAUCCUAGAGUGGCCUUUCUGGACUAAACUGGUAGUUGUGGCCAUUGGCUUCACUGGAGGACUUCUUUUUAUGUAUGUUCAAUGCAAGGUGUACCUACAAUUAUGGAAAAGGCUCAAGGCAUAUAAUAGAGUGAUCUAUGUUCAAAACUGUCCAGAAACAAGUAAAAAGAAUAUUUUUGAGAAGUCUGCACUAACAGAGCCCACCCUUGAAAAUAAAGAAGGGCAUGGAAUGUGUCAUUCCACCACAAAUUCUUCUUGCACAGAGCCUGAAGACACUGGAGCAGAAAUUAUUAAUGUCUGACGGUGUCAUUUCCCUGAUGUCCACAAAGAGCUGAAGGAAUUUGUUUACUGCAUAUUGUGUUCAUUCCUUCUGUCAUGUAAUAGCAUAGACUGGAGCAGGUGACUAUUGAUAGUGGCCUCUCUUUUUCUCAACCGUCCUUGGUGUGAAUCUCUUAGAAUUCCUGUGGGGCAGAUGCUGCUGGCCCCAUUCUGCCAGGUUCUUGUGUGGGCUGGGAAGGUGAGAGACCCCAUGUAACCGCCAUGAGGAGCUGGCUGAGUGUCAGCUCCUGGUCUUGAGCAGAAUAAGGAAGUAAAAGGCUAAAGCAGGGCACAGCGCAGCAUGGGGGAGACUGGUGGUGAGAGAGUCCCCAGAGGACAGAGCAGAGAGGUACAGGGAGUGCUGCUGCUGGUGGGAGGGUUCCCUUCUCACUGACAAGAGCUAGGAGACAGGAAGGGAGCCCGGCCUACUCACACAAGCCCCUCCUCGCUGGGAUGCUGUUCCCACAUUACUCUGGGGUGGGUAAGGCCUUAGGUCCCUGUGUCUGCUGGUGUGUGACUCACUGAGCAAACAGCACUUUAUAAAAGUUUUUAUUUUGGAAUUCCUGUGUCUAGUGGGUGUGGCACUUAAAAGAAUGUCAUAUUUAGACAUGUUUAUUGUCCCUGUUAUCUCUUUGCAUCAAAAUUGAUUUGAAACAAUUUCUGCCUUACAUAUUCUGAAUAGUAGGAUGUCUUUCCAUGUCCAGAAAAGACUCGUGACUUCAAACAAGACAGACAAGCCUGAGAUAGUUUUUCUUAACAGUGUCCAUGGGAGGUGAUGGAUACCAAGGGCAUACUCUUUGGUUUUGAGCCUGAUUGCUGACAGGCCCUAUCUUACAAGCCCACCCAUACAUUUCUGUUUUGUCAACAUUGAAAUGGAAGGAUUUUGAGAUCUAAUGGAUGUAAGUCAGACUGAGUAUUUGGAGAAUGCUCCUUUGAUUGACAGAAGUCUCCAGAUGGAGUGGACACACACUGUGGAUACCCCUGUGAUCCACCUCUGCUCCAUGGUGCUGACCAAGUUCUGUGGAGUCACUGUUGAGGGCUGGGAGACAGGCCAACUCUGAUAUGAGGUCUUGGCAUGAGCAGUCAACUGUCAUGGGCCACUGCGUCAUGGGCUGGCCCACACCCACUCACCGCCUUAACCAGACCUGACAGGAUCAUUUAAGGUUCUUAGGGCCACAUGUGAUCCAUUAUGUCAUUGGGGUUACCUCCUGCACCAUUUUUCACAAGACAGACAAAGCCAAAUCACUACCAUUAAAUGGCCUUUGUCCCUUUAAAACGUCUACUGAAUAUGUUUUUCUUGAAGGCCAUUGUCACAGUGUCAGGCCAUAGUCUACUCACAAUGUGACAAGAGGGACCCCAGAAGUGUCCUCUCCCAAGUGGCCCUGUUGGCUACGGGGCCUUCAGAGCCUCCUGAGGUGGGAGGGGCAGUGCCUGGGGACCUGAGCUUUGCUGCUUUUCCUGUCUUCCUCAGAGACUGAGGAAACCAACAAUGGAUCUUUUGUGGUUCCCAGUGCUUGGGGUCAUAGGGUUCAGUGGUAGAGCUUUUUUUUGCCAGGGAUUUCAGUCAUUAUUCAAUCAGCCCACCCUUAGGUUAACCUGCUGUCUCUCCAAGACCACACAAGCCUCCCUGGGCUCACUAUACCCCAAAGUGCAAUUACUCACACGCCUUCUCAGUCUGGGGACACCAGGAAGCUACAGACUGCCCAUUAGGGAGCUCUGACUAUACCAUUCAGCAGCUGUCCCUGAAGCGAUGCUCACCCAACAGUGGGUGUGCAGUCACGUGAAGACGGAGAUUGAAGUAUGAAGUCCUGGCCAGCCACUGAGGCUUCUGUAGAGAGGACAGUGUACCUCACUGGGGGUAGUCCCUACACAACUGCCCCAGGGGUCUUGUGCCCCACAUAGAUAAGGUGGCUUUAGAACCAUGACUUUCAUGUUGUUCUCCUCAUUUCAGGAAGGCCUAACUCCAUCUCUUCUCUAGCUACUCUGAUGAAGUCUGUCUGCAUCCUUCUUCCCUUCGCAGCUACCCCUGGCUCAUUUUCCCUGUAGGUGCUCUGAUGGAGCAAACAGCUGUACCUAUGGCAACUCAGUGCAGGAGACCAGCAAGACUGCACUAGGAAGCAUGAUAGCAGGGCUCUGGUCUGUCCAGGCUCCCUAGUCCUUGUCUGAUUUCUCUCUGAGUAACUGUGCAGGGUUUAUCUGUCUGUUUAUCUGUUUCCCCUCAAUUUGAGCCUGAAUAAUGUAGUGGGAAGAUGGCAUAUGGCUGUACCAAGCAGAUCUAGGAUGAGGCCCCAGGACCAGGAGGGCUUAAGCUUGUGGGUCAGAUGAAGAAGCAGGUAGUCUCAGGGUGUCACUGUCAGCCCUAUCUAUAACUUAACCUUUUCCCCAUGUAUCAUGGACCCAUUGGCAUGCCUUUGACUUUAGCUGCCACAAGUAAGUGGGUGGGGGCUGAGCCCAAGUUCAUUGCAAGAUUUUUCUGGAAAUAUUGUAAAGUUCUCUUCUUACUCCAGGUCUCUUUGUUUCUCCUUUCUGGCUUUAGCACACUCUUUAGUCAUGUAGGCCUAGUUUCCAAACCUGUGGGUGUUUCCACCUGGACUCAGAUGUGCCGACCUGAGGCAGUGGGGGAGGGGGACAGUUCAAGGCAUUGAGUGGUAUCUUAAAUGACAGGAGACCAAAGGCUGCAUGAGCAGGGUGAAGAGCCAUACUUUUGUGGGUGUGAUUAGAUGCACAUGCAUAUUUGAAAUACCACCCCACCAAAUCUGGUUUGAAAUAAUGCAGUUUUUAUCUGUAGUCCAAGAAAAGCCCAAAGCAUAGGGAGAUGGAGGCAUUUGUUUUUGUAUUGCAAGUGAUUGAUGAAGGUGUGUAACUGGUGCACAUUUAGAUGCAAUGUUUAAAGCUGAUUGUUAAUAAAAACCAAAUUUACACUGGUGUGUGUAGUGUAGUUUCUAAAAAGCACUUCACAUUUUAAAUUUUUCUUAGAAAAUUUCUAGUAAUCUGAAUGUCUAAAAUUUUUUAAUCCUUUUGUGUAUGUUCACUGUUUCUCAGUAUUACUGCUGGAAUAAUUCUCUGUACAGGGGAUUUGUUUGUGCUAUACACGGGAUAUCUAAAGGUAGCAAUAAAGUUUUUCUUUACAAAGGA